Protomyces lactucae-debilis is the source of this 1788-nucleotide messenger RNA. RefSeq lists its product as uncharacterized. Gene Ontology annotation, molecular function: protein binding. The record is from RefSeq and is a predicted model, not a curated record. The coding region runs from base 1 to 1788 and encodes 595 amino acids. Lineage: Eukaryota; Fungi; Ascomycota; Taphrinomycetes; Taphrinales; Protomycetaceae. The transcript has a single exon.
AUGCUGCAGGAGCUACCUGAUGAGUUGCUUGGCGAGAUUGUUUCUCUGUUGGACUAUCGCAGCGUGGCGCGUCUGGCCCAGACAAGUCGCUCCUUUGCCGCCCUGGCAAGCGAUGCGCUGCUCUGGCAACACGUCUACGCCUCGACAUUUGAUGCGCCAUAUCGUCGCGAUUGUGCGAGUAGGACAGUCGAGGGCGUAUUGGGUGGUUUGAGGGAACCGCGGGGUAGGACGCACAAGGAUAAGCUCAAGGCACGUCUCGAUGCACUGCAUGCGUUCCUCAACUACGACACAGACUUGCACUGCCCGACACUGCUAUCGCUCUUUUACGAGAUGGGAGAAGCCAAUGCGAUGGUUGUCAGCCGUUGUGUAGCAGUCAAGGAGAGGAAGUUUGAGGAUCGUGAAGCUGAAUGUCAAGCUGUACGCUUUGAGCUGCUAUGUGGUGGUAUGCCUUGGCAACUAGCACGCGACUUUGCAACAAAGAGGAAUAUCAACCUUGGCAACGGUCAUCCACAAGACAUCGUCAAGUAUUUCCUGUCGUAUCCACCUGGCCAUGGCUUUGAAGGUCGUGGAAGACGGCAGGACCUGGAUCCACGCUCAGACUACUUUCUCGCUCGUAUGCUCUUUGCACGUCAACAAGGCUACCGUGCAAGUCCGAGCUUCGUACACGACAUGUCUUCAUGGACAUCCUCUUUUCUCAAGGCAUCGAGUAUGAUUGUCUAUGAUUCGAUCGCCUACCCACUCUUUCACUUCCCACCUCACAAUAUUCGUGAACCCAUCAGAGAUCAUCCAAUGCCUAGGACGUUGGAAGAUCGAGCACGCUAUCACCUGAGAAGUGGCAAUCGUCGACCUGCACCCAUCACAGCGACCGCCACCUGUCGUGAGCCUUGCGUCAAUUGGGGUGUCGUCGAGACAAUCUUGCAAAUGGUGGGCCUGUACAAGCAUGGCCUACCGGAUCUUAUUCCGGGGUUGUCGAUACCGCGCGAUUGUCUCGAGCAUGAAGUACCCAUGGAGGCUUGUAUGUUUGAUGCAGGUCUGGCAGGGCAUUAUCGAGGCGUGUAUGCAUACCUGGACUUUCGCGAACUCGAGCAUCUGGACUUUGGACGACCAUUGGCGCCGGACUACUUUGAUGGUAUACAAGAAUUGGUGAUUGAAGAGGAGGAAGCCGUUGAAAUGUUUCGUCCUACGGCGACAGAUCCUAGAGCAGACGAUCAAACAGCUCGGGAAGGCAAUACCACAGAUGAAGAUGAAGACGGUGAGGGUGAGGGAUGGGGUGAAUCGGAUCAUCUCGACAGACUUCAAGAUAUCCCGUUCCGUCGCUUUACUGCGAAUUCACACUCACGAUAUCACGCACACCGUCAUCACAUCCACGGCUCUAGCCUACAAAUCCCAGGCUACCCUGCUGGCUUCAAGGUGGUUCGCUUUGAGAGUAUGUUUGAUGAAGAACAUGGUUUGUUACCGUGGAUUGUGGAAGCCGUCAAUAUCCCCUCAAUUGGCAUUGUUGGACGAUGGCGAGAUCGAACAGAAGCCCGUGGUGUUGCUAUUGAGGGACCCUAUGUGCUAUGGAGAGACCGUGUUGGUGACAGAAUAGAGCGCGAGCGACUCGUCAAGUUGAUGACGGGGUCAGAUGUGGUUGCACAGGAUGUGAUGAAUGAAGUGACGGAGCGAUAUGGGAUGGAUGCUGAAACGCUCCUGGCUGCUUGGCAAAAGCCAGACGCAUUGGCACGGCAGGUUUCGCCCUCAUCGAAGGCCUUUGAGCGAUACAUCGUGGUGGAGGCGACUGAAGUGUGA